Solanum verrucosum is the source of this 3345-nucleotide messenger RNA. Its product is annotated as SCY1-like protein 2 A. Gene Ontology annotation, biological process: protein phosphorylation. The coding region runs from base 161 to 2968 and encodes 935 amino acids. The transcript is spliced from 14 exons. Lineage: Eukaryota; Viridiplantae; Streptophyta; Magnoliopsida; Solanales; Solanaceae. The record is from RefSeq and is a predicted model, not a curated record. Gene Ontology annotation, molecular function: ATP binding; protein kinase activity.
AGUGAGAAAACAAAAGGCUGUUGUUGGGAUCCCAUCUUCCUUAACUUCCAAUCCCAGCUUCCUUUUCUUCCUCCACCCACCACCACCACCACCGAUACCGCCACGCGCCGCCGUUGACGAUCCAAAUUCCCACCGUAUACUUUUCCCACAUAUAUCAAUUAUGUCGAUCAACAUGAAAACUCUAACCCAAGCCUUCGCCAAAGCCUCAGCUAAAGCCUCAGCGGUGAUCGAGAAAACGGUUCAAACCACCGUACAAGAAGUUUCUGGUUUACCCAGAGCUUUACAAGACUACGAUCUCUUAGAUCAGAUCGGGUCAGCCGGACCGGGCCUAGCGUGGAAGUUGUACUCGGCCAAGGCCCGAGAUGGCCAUGCCGUGUACCCAAACGUUUGUGUUUGGCUUCUUGAUAAGCGAGCUCUUUCCGAGGCACGACAACGAGCAGGGCUAUCCAAAACUGCUGAAGACUCCUUUUUUGACAUCAUUCGGGCUGAUGCCGCCCGGCUGGUGAGGUUGAGACAUCCUGGUGUUGUUCAUGUAGUGCAGGCACUUGAUGAGAGUAAAAAUGGUAUGGCUAUGGUUACAGAACCCUUGUUCGCUUCGGCUGCUAAUGCUUUGGGGGAUUUGGAGAAUAUUGAGAAAGUUCCUAAGGAGCUUAAAGGAAUGGAAAUGGGGUUGCUUGAGGUUAAACAUGGUUUGCUCCAAAUUGCAGAAACCUUGGAUUUCCUCCACAGCAAUGCUCGUCUAAUUCAUCGGUCUAUAUCACCUGAGACUAUUCUCAUCACUUCAAAUGGAGCUUGGAAACUUGGUGGUUUUGGUUUUACCAUAUCAGUGGAUCAAGCAGCUGAUUUAUCCAACAUGCAGGCUUUCCAUUAUGCUGAAUAUGAUGUUGAAGAUUCUAUUAUACCACUUCAGCCAUCACUAGACUACACUGCACCAGAGCUGGUUCGAAGUAAGACAUCUUCUGUUGGGUGCUCCUCUGAUAUUUUCAGUUUUGGAUGCCUUGCCUACCACUUGAUAGCUCGGAAGCCUCUGUUGGACUGCCACAACAAUGUGAAAAUGUAUAUGAAUAAUUUGAAUUACUUAUCCAGCGAGGCUUUCUCUUCAAUUCCACAAGAACUAGUUCCGGACUUGCAGAAAAUGCUUUCUGCAAAUGAGGCUUUGAGACCAACUGCCAUGGGUUUUACAAGUUCAUCUUUUUUCCGUGACGACACUAGGUUGCGUGCUCUUCGCUUCCUGGAUCACAUGCUUGAAAGAGAUAACAUGCAGAAAUCUGAGUUUUUAAAGGCAUUAUCUGACAUGUGGAAAGAUUUUGACUCCCGUGUACUGCGUUAUAAGGUUCUUCCUCCACUUUGCGCAGAGCUCCGGAAUGUGGUAAUGCAACCCAUGAUUCUUCCCAUGGUUCUGACCAUUGCAGAAUCUCAGGAUAAAAGUGAUUUUGGGAUAUCGACCCUGCCAGCUCUUGUUCCUGUCUUAAACAGCGCGGCAGGUGAAACAUUAUUACUACUUGUUAAGCAUGCAGAUCUUAUUAUCAACAAGGCUAGUCAGGACCACUUAAUCUCACAUGUCCUGCCCAUGCUCGUCCGAGCUUAUGAUGAUACUGAUCCACGUUUGCAAGAGGAAGUCCUGAAAAAGACUGUAGCACUUGCUAAGCAACUUGAUCUUCAGUUAGUAAAACAGGCAAUCAUGCCUCGCGUUCAUGGGUUGGCAUUGAAAACGACUGUUGCUGCGGUGAGGGUCAAUGCACUAUUAUGUUUGGGAGAUAUGGUCCACACGCUGGACAAGCCUGCGGUUCUGGAGAUCUUACAGACAAUCCAAUGUUGUACUGCGGUUGAUCGAUCUGCACCAACUCUCAUGUGUACCCUUGGGGUAGCCAACUCCAUCUUGAAGAAGAAUGGGAUAGAAUUUGUGGCAGAACAUGUCCUUCCACUUCUCAUGCCUCUUCUCAUUGCUCAACAAUUAAAUGUUCAGCAAUUUGCAAAAUACAUGGCUUUUGUGAAGGAGAUUCUCAGGAAGAUUGAAGAGAAGCGAGGAGUGACACUGAGUGACUCAGGAAAUCCAGCAGUAAACAUAAAAUCAUCUCUUACAGUUGAUGCUCAGAUGCCUGGACAUGUGAACAAAACAAGUGCGAGUUCUCAGUCUACCACAAAACGCAGCCCGUCAUGGGAUGAAGACUGGAUUCCACCAAGGGGAUCUUCAACCACCGUGCAGUCUUCUACGACAUUGCCUGCCCAGUCUACUACUGCAGGACAGUCGAUCCAAGUUACUUCUGGACCUUCACAGUCAUACAUGACAUCUGGUGUAUCUAGUCAGCAACUAUCAUCUUCAUGUCCUGCAGUUGAUGUGGAGUGGCCUCCUAAACCUUUGUCAUUUGGUACUACCAUUCUAAGUGAUUCUGAGAAACAAUUAGAAAACAAGGGGGCAUUGGGUUCAAGUCUCGAUGAUAUUGAUCCUUUUGCUAACUGGCCUCCCCGACCUAGUGGCUCCUCAGCUGCUUCUCACUCUUUGAACAAUGGAACAAUGGCCCCGUUCGCAAACAGACCCGUGUCUAACAAUAGUGCAACUCUUCUUAAUGGCUUGAACUCUCAAACAAAUGGCCUUGAUUCUUGGGCUUUCAGCACCCCAAUUUCUUCUCAGCCCUUGAAACAGAAUCAAGGGAUUACAUCACGCACUGAUAGUAUCAGUAGUGGUGGGGGUCUUGACUCGCAGAGUUCACUUGGAUUUAUGAAACAUAAUCAAGGGUCAUCAUCAGCUUUGGGUGCUUCUAGUGGUCGAGCAACCGAUAUUGGAUCAAUUUUUUCUUCGAACAAGGGUGAGCCGACUGCUCCAAGGUUGGCUCCUCCUCCAUCAACUGCUGUCGGUAGAGGAAGGGGAAGAGGUAGGGGAAAUCAAGGGCAACUCAGGUCCUCAACAUUAGGGUCUGGUAAUGCAAAGUCUAAUCCAGAGCAGCCCCCUCUACUUGAUUUGCUCUAAUUGCCAAUAUGCAGAUCCCUUGUGAUGCAAGUCCGGUGAUCUGAUUAAAGAUCAAUCUGGAGAGCUGUUGAUACCUCGUGAUUAAAGAUUUUUGCUAGCAAUGCCAUGGAGAAACCUGUUCAUACUCUUGCUGCAUGGCAGUGUUUGCCUGGGUAGGCAAAGAUUGUUGUAGAGUGACUCUUUUUGUAGAAUAGUAUGGCUGAGUUUUGGUUUUCCUUGUUUAGCAUUUUUAUUCUUAAAAAAAAUCAUUUAAUUUGUUGAACAUGGGUUGCUUUGUAAUAUUUGUAUUUUAAAAAGCAAUUGGCUCUCAACGAUGUUUAAGAAAUAAUGAAAGAGAUGGGCGAUGGGACAUUUCAAUCUUUUCUCUAGAAUACGGG